Messenger RNA from Symbiodinium necroappetens, 1431 nucleotides. NCBI's taxonomy places the organism in Eukaryota, Dinophyceae, Suessiales, Symbiodiniaceae. The record is from the annotation of a GenBank genome assembly.
AUGGCGGACUCGAAAGUGAAGGACAUGGGCCUGGCCGAGUUCGGCCGUAAGGAGCUCACUCUGGCCGAGCAUGAGAUGCCUGGCCUCAUGGCGGCACGCAAGGAGUUCGGCCCUUCGCAGCCUUUCAAGGGCAUGAACAUCAACGGCUCCCUGCACAUGACCAUCCAGACCGGCGUUCUGAUCGAGACGCUGGCUGCCCUGGGUGCCAAGGUACGUUGGUGCUCGUGCAACAUCUUCAGCACGCAGGACCACGCGGCAGCUGCCAUCGCGAAAGCAGGCACUUCCACGGUCUUCGCGUGGAAGGGCGAGACGCUGCCGGAGUACUGGUGGUGCACCGAGCAGAUGAUGACCGUGCCGGGAGCUGAUGGCUGCGACCAGCUGGUGGACGAUGGCGGCGAUGCCACUCUGCUGAUCCACAAGGGCAAGGAGUUCGAGGAGAAGUUCGCCAAGGACGGCAGCCUGCCAGAUCCUUCCAGCACUACCAACGCCGAGUUCAAGUGCAUCUUGCAGCUGCUCAGGGACUCGAUCCAGGUGGACAAGACCAAGUACACCCGCAUGGCAGCCAAGUGCAAGGGUGUCAGCGAGGAGACCACCACCGGUGUGCACCGUCUGCGCGAAAUGGCGGCCAAGGACGAGCUGCUCUUCCCGGCCAUCAACGUCAACGACUGCGUUACCAAGAGCAAGUUCGACAACGUGUAUGGCUGCCGCCACUCUCUGCCGGACAGCAUCAUGCGCGCCACGGACGUGAUGAUCGGCGGCAAGCGUGCCCUCGUGGCCGGCUACGGCGAUGUGGGCAAGGGCUGCGCCUUCGCCAUGCGUGGAGCCGGCGCACGGGUGCUGAUCACGGAGAUCGACCCCAUCUGCGCACUGCAGGCGUGCAUGGAGGGCUUCCAGGUCGUGACCCUUGAGGAGUGCGUGGGUGAGGUGGACAUCUUCACCUCCGCCACUGGCAACUUCAAGAUCAUCACCCUGGAGCACAUGAAGAAGAUGAAGAACAACGCCAUCGUGUGCAACAUUGGCCACUUCGACAACGAGAUCGCCAUGGAGGAUCUGGAGAAGUGCCCUGGCGUCAAGGUGGAGAACAUCAAGCCGCAGGUGGAUCGCUUCGUCUUCCCGGAUGGCCACGGCGUCAUCGUGCUGGCCUCCGGCCGCCUUGUGAACCUUGGCUGUGCCACCGGCCACCCCUCCUUCGUGAUGUCUUGCUCUUUCACCAACCAGGUGCUGGCCCAGCUGGACAUCCUGGAGAACUGCACCAAGGCUAAGAACUACAAGAACGAUGUGUACCUGCUGCCCAAGAAGCUGGAUGAGAAGGUGGCCGCACUCCACCUGCCUUCGCUGGGCGCCAGCAUGACGAAGCUGAGCAAAGAGCAGGCCGACUACAUCGGCGUGCCUGUUGAGGGCCCUUUCAAGCCGGACACGUACCGCUACUAA